This is a messenger RNA of Notothenia coriiceps (black rockcod), 1021 nucleotides long. Its product is annotated as nuclear factor of activated T-cells, cytoplasmic 3-like. The annotation marks the transcript as partial. Gene Ontology annotation, molecular function: DNA-binding transcription factor activity, RNA polymerase II-specific; transcription factor binding; RNA polymerase II cis-regulatory region sequence-specific DNA binding. Gene Ontology annotation, biological process: regulation of transcription by RNA polymerase II; calcineurin-NFAT signaling cascade; cytokine production. The transcript is spliced from 3 exons. The record is from RefSeq and is a predicted model, not a curated record. NCBI's taxonomy places the organism in Eukaryota, Metazoa, Chordata, Actinopteri, Perciformes, Nototheniidae. Gene Ontology annotation, cellular component: transcription regulator complex.
GUCAACAGCUCGAUGGCGCCUCCCCCCCUUCUUCCUCCUCCAAUCAGCCUCUGGAGCUUCAGACUCACACUUUCCCCCCCACCGACUACCAGUACCAACUGCAGGGGUCCCUGUACGACUCCCAGGGGCUCCAGUACGGCUCCCUGGGGAACACCAGAACCUUCGAGUGCCCGAGUAUCCAGAUCACUUCCAUCGCUCCCAACAGCCAUGUGGAUCCUGGAAGCGGACAGGAAGUGAUGGCGUGUUGCCGGGCGGAGGGCGGGAACCCCGAGGCAUCCUGGGGCCAGCUGUACCUUCCUCUGGUUCCCAGCUAUAGAGACCCUGCUCUGAGUGCCAGUCCCUGCAGCAGCCUGUCCUCUCGCAGCUGGAUGUCCGACCUGUCCUCCUGCGAGUCCUUCUCCCACGACGACGUGGAGGCGGAGCUUAGGGACGCCGCUCACCUGGCUCUCUGCUCCCCCGUGGGCUCACCUGGCUGCGGGGGCGGGGCCUUCGGAGUGGAGCUUUGGCAGCAGAAGUACCAACAUCCUGGUGCUUUCAGUCCAUCGCUGUCGCCUCACCAGUCGCCCCGACAGUCGCCUCAUCACUCCCCCCGGACCAGCGUCACAGAGGAGAGCUGGCUGACCCCCAGACCCACCUCCAGGCCGUCCUCCCGACCAACGUCCCCCUGUGGAAAGAGACGUCACUCCAGUGCUGGCCCCCACGCCCGCUCCCACUCCCCCCAUCACUCCCCCCAUCACUCCCCCAGCCCGGGAGCCUCUCCGCGGGGCAGCGUCACUGACGACUCCUGGGUGGGGAGUCCCGCCGCCGCCUUCCUGCUGUCGGGCUACCAGGAGCUGGACGUCCCCUCAAAGACCCGGAGGACCACGGGGGGGCUGCUGGCUGGGCAGGGGGACCUGGAGGCCUUCCUGGACCCCCCCGGGGAGGAGGGGGCGGGGCAGGACGACCUCACUGACCUCUUCCUGCACGUGCCCUCACACUUCAGCUGGAACAAACCCAAACCUGGGAACCCCCCUCUGUUCAG